CUGCCGAGCUCAUCUCAAUCACAUAAAACAUGUGACGCAUCAUGUCCUCGCCCGCAGACUCCUCGCCGGCUCAGCUCGCACCAAGCCAAUGGGGCUCGACUAGGAAGUGUUCGUCGACUAAUAGCGAGUGAGGUGCGCGUGCGCCGCCUCUACCACGCCUCCCGCCCCUCCACCGGCCACCGGCUACCACCGGCCACCACUCGCACCACCACCACCGACUCAGGGUCCAGUUCCCUAUCUCAGAUCUCGUGUUCUGACCGUGAUGAAUGUGUCUCCCACGUGUUCCCCGCCAAGCAGCUCGUGUCUAUUCUUGACUGCUAA
Messenger RNA from Danaus chrysippus (African queen), 321 nucleotides. The record is from the annotation of a GenBank genome assembly. NCBI's taxonomy places the organism in Eukaryota, Metazoa, Arthropoda, Insecta, Lepidoptera, Nymphalidae.